Ceratitis capitata (Mediterranean fruit fly) is the source of this 2577-nucleotide messenger RNA. RefSeq names its product dolichyl-diphosphooligosaccharide--protein glycosyltransferase subunit STT3B (gene Stt3B). The transcript has 5 exons. The coding region runs from base 134 to 2470 and encodes 778 amino acids. Gene Ontology annotation, cellular component: membrane. Gene Ontology annotation, biological process: post-translational protein modification. Gene Ontology annotation, molecular function: dolichyl-diphosphooligosaccharide-protein glycotransferase activity. The record is from RefSeq and is a predicted model, not a curated record. NCBI's taxonomy places the organism in Eukaryota, Metazoa, Arthropoda, Insecta, Diptera, Tephritidae.
UAUCGAUAAAUGAGUACCAUCUAUAACUUAAUCUAUGGACCACGACAAAUUUUAAUACGUGUAAAUUUAGUUAACUUAAAUUUGGAUAUUCGGUAUUACAAUAACUUUUGACCGAAUAAAUAUUUAAGAAAGAAUGAAUCAGUCAUCGAGCGGAAUUUGGCGAAAGUCUGCUGGAUACAGCAGUUUAAUUACUUUCAGCAUUCUUUUGAUUGCGUGGCUUGCCGGCUUUUCAUCUCGUUUGUUUGCUGUAAUACGUUUUGAAUCUAUUAUACACGAAUUUGAUCCUUGGUUCAACUAUCGUUCCACAGCUUUUAUGGUGCAACAUGGAUUUUAUAAGUUUUUGAAUUGGUUUGAUGAGCGCGCCUGGUAUCCUCUGGGUCGGAUCGUUGGUGGGACUGUUUAUCCUGGUUUAAUGAUAACCUCUGGUACCAUACAUUAUAUAUUGCAUUCAUUGAAUAUACCUAUACACAUUCGAGAUAUUUGUGUAUUUUUGGCCCCAGUAUUUAGUGGAUUAACGUCAAUUUCAACAUACCUUCUUACCAGCGAAUUAUGGUCACGAGGAGCAGGUUUGUUUGCAGCAAGUUUUAUAGCCAUAGUUCCGGGAUAUAUAAGUCGGUCUGUAGCCGGAUCUUAUGAUAAUGAAGGCAUAGCAAUUUUUGCUCUUCAGUUUACAUAUUUUUUAUGGGUCCGUUCCAUAAAAACUGGUUCCAUGUUUUGGUCGGCAGCUACAGCUCUUUCAUAUUUUUACAUGGUGUCAGCAUGGGGUGGAUAUGUUUUUAUUAUAAACUUAAUACCUCUCCACGUGUUUGUGCUACUUAUUAUGGGACGGUACUCACAAAGGCUUUUGACGAGCUAUUCUACGUUCUAUAUAUUGGGUCUGCUGUUUUCAAUGCAAAUUCCAUUUGUUGGCUUUCAACCAAUACGAACAAGUGAACAUAUGGCUGCUUUAGGAAUAUUUGUGCUUUUGCUUUUUAUAGCAAUCCUCCGACAUUUGCAGAGUGUGUUAUCUCGAAGCGAUUUCCGUAAAUUCUAUUUAUUCGGAGGGAUGUUCGCGGCUCUUAUUGUAUUUCUCGGAGUCGUUUUUCUUACAAUAUUUGGAGUUAUUGCUCCAUGGAGCGGACGUUUUUAUUCUCUAUGGGAUACAGGAUAUGCUAAAAUACAUAUUCCCAUUAUUGCUUCAGUAUCCGAACAUCAGCCAACAACUUGGUUUUCGUUUUUCUUCGAUUUGCAUAUACUUGUUUGCACAUUUCCUGUUGGAAUUUGGUAUUGCAUAAAGUCUGUUAAUGACGAGCGCAUUUUCGUGGUGCUUUAUGCCAUCAGUGCUGUAUAUUUUGCUGGAGUAAUGGUUCGUUUAAUGUUAACUCUUACUCCGGUCGUUUGUAUAUUGGCGGGAAUUGCAUUUUCUACGCUCUUGGAAGUGUUCCUUAAAGAGGAUUAUAGCUCGAGAAUUGUUGGCAAAGGAGGAAAUAUAGCUAAUACAGAAAUAGCUGAGGACAAUCAUGUGGAUAAAAAGAACCUGUACGAUAAGGCGGGGAAAAUUAAAUUUCGCCCCAAACACGACGCCCAGCUGGAAACCCAUUGCGGAAUAGGCUCUAAUCUGAAAAGCGUUAUUAUUCUUGCUAUUUUAAUGAUAUUAAUGAUGUUUGCUGUACACUGCACAUGGGUUACAAGUAACGCCUAUUCGAGUCCAUCAAUUGUUUUGGCCUUUCAUAAUAAUCAGGACGGUUCACGAAAUAUAUUGGAUGACUUCCGCGAAGCUUACUAUUGGCUUUCACAAAAUACACCUGAUAGCGCUCGUAUAAUGUCAUGGUGGGACUAUGGUUAUCAAAUAGCAGGAAUGGCAAACAGGACAACAUUGGUUGACAAUAAUACAUGGAAUAAUAGUCAUAUAGCUUUAGUCGGAAAGGCUAUGUCCUCUACAGAGGAAAAGUCAUAUGAAAUAAUGUCUUCAUUAGAUGUCGAUUAUGUUCUCAUCAUUUUUGGUGGAGUUAUUGGUUAUUCAGGCGAUGAUAUUAAUAAAUUUUUGUGGAUGGUACGAAUUGCAGAGGGAGAACAUCCCAAGGAUAUAAAAGAAAGUGAUUACUUUACGGACAGAGGAGAGUUUCGGAUAGAUUCUGAGGGUGCACCUACUCUUCUAAACUGUCUUAUGUAUAAACUAAGUUAUUAUCGAUUUGGCGAGCUUAAACUUGAUUACAGAGGUCCAGCUGGGUAUGACAGAACAAGAAAUGCAAUAAUUGGAAAUAAGGACUUCGAACUUUCUUAUCUUGAAGAAGCAUACACGACAGAACAUUGGUUGGUACGAAUUUAUCGAGUAAAAAAACCGUCUGAGUUCAAUCGGCCUUCAUUAAAACUUGGUGAAAGAACGUUAUCACCGACUAACUAUAUACCCAGAAAGAAUUCCAAACGCCGUAAGGGAUACAUAAAAGGUAGACCAACUGUUAUCAAAGGGAAAAGGAACAACAGUCAAUAAGAAGAUGGAAAUAAAGUACACAGGGCUUUAGACUAAAUUUCUUAUUGUUCAUAUUACUAAAUAAUUAAAAGAAAUAAACCCUGACUACAGUAAUAUAUAAAAAUUAA